GAAAAUCAUAAGCUAAUAACGUAUGUUUUUAGGAUCGUAAACUACACAUGCAAAAGCAGAGCAAGAUAAUCUGAAAACAAGUGUUGGGCCUCAAAUAUAUGUAAUACGCCAAAAAUAUGGAUCUGGAACUAAAAAAAGCUUUUACCGAGAUGCAGGUGAACAAGAUUGACUCCACGAAGAAGAUUCGUUUGCUUGAUAUGAAGACAGAGAGUUUAAAACUUUCGAAGCAACGAAUCGACGUCACCAACAAACACAUUUCAUUGCUCACACCUGACACUAAGGUGUACUCGUCGGUUGGCCGCAUGUAUGUGCUGAGCGACCUUCCUACGCUAUCUGAAGAAAUGAAAACCAAGCUUUCGUCGUAUGAGGAAAUGAUCUCUCAGUUCGAAAAAAAUAAAGAUUUUCUUAUUAAAACUCUAAAGGAUCAAGAAGAAAGUCUACGGGAACUGGUGCAACAAAAGAAGGCGGAAAGUGAAACCAAUGGAAAAUAAUGUAUACCAAUAA
Molecule: messenger RNA, 504 nt
Organism: Anopheles cruzii
Lineage: Eukaryota; Metazoa; Arthropoda; Insecta; Diptera; Culicidae
Gene: Pfdn1
Product: prefoldin subunit 1
Exons: 2
Coding region: 117-491 (124 amino acids)
Biological process (GO): protein folding
Cellular component (GO): cytoplasm; prefoldin complex
Molecular function (GO): protein folding chaperone
Source: RefSeq, a predicted model, not a curated record